Messenger RNA from Leucoraja erinaceus (little skate), 5713 nucleotides. RefSeq lists its product as uncharacterized. The record is from RefSeq and is a predicted model, not a curated record. Lineage: Eukaryota; Metazoa; Chordata; Chondrichthyes; Rajiformes; Rajidae. The transcript is spliced from 2 exons. The coding region runs from base 299 to 2398 and encodes 699 amino acids.
ACCGAUCUAGACGCUGUAAGAUCUUUGCUAGUUAUCUGAGGCGUGGUGGUCCCACGACAGGCUUUCGAUUUCCCGUAAGUAAACCCAACUCCCGGAAAGACAGCUCUAUUUUCAAUUUGCUCCACCCUAUCAGUGAAAAAAACGUCACUGAUGCUGUGUAUCGUUGCCAAUUGUUUUCUUGAUAAGCGUCUGCAACUGAAUAUAUAAAUAGCGGGACUUGCUGAACGCACUAAACGAAUUGUCGUGGAGUCCCCCGAGUACAGUAUCCAAGGACCAUUUGGAGAAGAGUUCAGUCACCAUGGCCAGUGAGGAAUGUAAAACUGUUGCUUCCAUAAAGAUGGCCAUGAGGAGCGUCACCAAAGCAUCUGACGUCAGGGAAGACAAUGCUUUGUUCUUGCAGCCAUACAGUAACUGGGAACAGUUCCUAAUGCCUGGCCCACUCUCUGUAGCCAUUUUAGGUGAAAUAAUAUUCCUUUCCGCAGGAGAAGACUUUGCAAUUGACAAGGGUAUGCCCAAGGAAGGAUUUAAGUUCAUAAAAUAUCCCAAAUCAUUCCGUGCCUCUUUAGUGCAAGUGAGCAAUGAGGGCGGGGAGGCUUUUCAGAUAGCUCACAAGAACAUGGACCAAAUCCGGCUUCUCUCUGUGCUUGUCCCGACUGACAUGAAGGAUGUUGUGAAGAUCCUCAUGCAGAAGAAUCCAAAGUUCACUGAAGAUUUCCUCCCGACCCCUCUGAACAGCAUCAAAUCUACUGCAGAUAAAUGCUUGAAGCUUUCCACGGCUGUGGAGGAGAAAUUUAAUGCAGUCAUCCGUCUGAUCAAUGAACUACUGGAGGCCUGUACAAGCUCCAAAGGAGAUUAUGAUAAACAAUUACGUGAAAUACAAUUUGAAAAGGAACGUGCUGAAAUGCAGGAGAAAGCAUCUAACGAAAGAAAAGCCAUGAUAGAAGAACAUCAUAAAAAACUGGAAACCCAAAUGAAGGAAGCAAAGGAAGAUUACAAAGCCAGCAUGGAUUCCAUACCUGUUGGCUGGGAUGCUGUGAAAAUGUCUAUGGCAGAAAAACUUAUGAAUGGUGUCAGUGCAUUGAUCAGUGGAAGCAUGCUCAAGGCUGUUUUCUCUGGGGAAAGCAGUAAUAAAUGUUAUAAUUCCAGUUCAAGGAAUGAUCAUAACACCAAUCCGAAUUCUGCGGAAGGAGUUGAGAAUGAUAUCAUUUAUAAAGCAGACGCACUACAAAAUAUUAUACAAGAUAUUCAUCCUUUCCAAAGCAAGGAUAAAACAAUUAACUUGAGUAAGUUGAACAGUGCGGAUGGUGCUGGCAUUUUAAGCUUUUGUAAAGAAAACUUGGAUAAAUUGCAGCAGAAAGCAACAGAUGGAGUGGACUGCAAAGAGAAGCACACAGCAUUGAAGAUCUGUGAAGCAGGAAUUGGAAUAUGUGAGGAGCUGGUAACAAUGGGAAAGUCUGAACAAGUUGACAAAAACAAAAUGGCUGAUCUAGCUGUGAAGAUCAAACAAGUGAUGCAGGAUUCAAUUACAUUCACCUCUCGUAGCAAGGGAAAGACAGGAUCCAUGGGGUUUACUGCCAGUCCACCACACAUUGCUACAGCUCAGCCAGCAGAGGGACCCAGUGGUUUACAGACAGCCAGUCUCAAUGCCAGGAUCAAAGUGGAACAGUCUGCAGCUCAGCUACGAGCCUCACAGGAGAUGUACGAGAAAAGCUUUGAGAAUCUAAAGGAGAAUAACAAAGAACUCGAACAGGUCCUGGAGACUCUGAAGCGUUGUAAUGUUCAGGAAAUAGACUUUAAUACAACUGUUGAGAUGCUCCUGAAGGGAUUGGAUGCAUUAGGCCGUGUGAAGGAACAAUGGGGGAAGAUGGUGCUCUUCUUCACCAUGAUGUCAAACCUGAUCGAAAGCUCACUAAACCCAUCACUUCUCAAAUUCACGGAGUACAGUGAAAAGUUUUCUGGCUAUUCACCGAACCAGCUGACACAGGAUCUACUGUACACACAGAUCUCUCAUGCCACCAACAUUGCGAGCCUUGUCCACAUGAUUGCUGAAACCUACGUACAGGUCUCCACCCACCACCUGAUGGACCGAGUCAACAGCCUGGGGAAAUUACUGGGACUCGACCCAAAUCGGAACAGACUUAAGUUUGAUCAGGAACAUGAGAAGUUUGGAUCGGACUGUGAUGAAGCAUCAAAAGCCAUAGAGGUUCUUGUUCAGAAGAACAAGGACCAGUAUAAAAAACGUGUGCAGGCGAGAAUAGAUAGGCUGAAUAACAGUGUGCAGGCCUUGCUAUCUCCAGCCACUCCAGGAGAAAUUAAAGAAAUUCAAGAUGCCGUGCAAGGAGGCAUCCAAGAGGGACUUGUGGAAAUAGCAGAGGAAGUUAUUAAUGAUUUUUACUAAUCAUCUGCUACCACACAGAUCUCACUUAUUAUUCCAUUUCCCAAAGAUCGAUGCUGUUUAUCAAUUCUAUCUUCAUUAUAUUUUAAUAAAGAGGGUGUUGCUCUUUUUUAUGAUGGUGGCAGCAGGUUACAUGAAUAAAAGCAUCUUCCAAUAUAUUGAAAGCACAUAGUCAUUUUCCAAGGGCAGGGCUGUCAAGAACGAGAGUAUGUAUAUAACCAUAUAACCAUAUAACAAUUGCAGCACGGAAACAGGCCAUCUCGGCCCUACAAGUCCAUGCCGAACAAAUUUUUUUCCCCUUAGUCCCACCUGCCUGCACUCGUACCAUAACCCUCCAUUCCCUUCCCAUCCAUAUGCCUAUCCAAUUUAUUUUUAAAUGAUACCAAUCAACCUGCCUCCACCACUUCCACUGGGAGCUCAUUCCACACCGCCACCACUCUCUGCGUAAGAAGUUCCCCCUCAUAUUACCCCUAAACUUCUGUCCCUUAAUUCUGAAGUCAUGUCCUCUUGUUUGAAUCUUCCCUAUUCUCAAAGGGAAAAGCUUGUCCACAUCAACUCUGUCUAUCCCUCUCAUCAUUUUAAAGACCUCUAUCAGGUCCCCCCUUAACCUUCUGCGCUCCAGAGAAUAAAGACCUAACUUAUUCAACCUUUCUCUGUAACUUAAUUGUUGAAACCCAGGCAACAUUCUAGUAAAUCUCCUCUGUACUCUCUCUAUUUUGUUGACAUCCUUCCUAUAAUUUGGCGACCAAAAUUGUACACCAUACUCCAGAUUUGGUCUCACCAAUGCCUUGUACAAUUUUAACAUUACAUCCCAGCUUCUAUACUCAAUGCUCUGAUUUAUAAAAGCGAGCAUACCAAAAGCUUUCUUUACCACCCUAUCUAUAUGAGAUUCCACCUUCAAGGAACUAUGCACGGUUAUACCCAGAUCCCUCUGUUCAACUGUAUUCUUCAAUUCCCUACCAUUUACCAUGUACGUCCUAUUUUGAUUUGUCCUGCCAAGGUGUAGCACCUCACAUUUAUCAGCAUUAAACUCCAUCUGCCAUCUUUCAGCCCAUUUUUCCAAAUGGCCUAAAUCACUCUGUAGACUUUGGAAAUCCUCUUCAUUAUCCACAACACCCCCUAUCUUAGUAUCAUCUGCAUACUUACUAAUCCAAUUUACCACACCUUCAUCCAGAUCAUUGAUGUACAUGACAAACAACAAAGGACCCAACACAGAUCCCUGAGGCACCCUACUAGUCACCUGCCUCCAACCCGAUAAACAGCCAUCCACCUCUGGCUUCUCCCAUUUAGCCACUGUUGAAUCCAUCUUGCUAUUCCUGCAUUUAUACCCAACAGUUGAACCUUCUUAACCAACCUUCCAUGAGGAACCUUGUCAAAGGCCUUACUAAAGUCCAUAUAGACAACAUCCACUGCUUUACCCUCGUCAAUUUCCCUAGUAACCUCUUCAAAAAAUUCAAGAAGAUUAGUCAAACAUGACCUUCCAGGCACAAAUCCAUGUUGACUGUUCCUAAUCAGACCCUGUUUAUCUAGAUGCUUAUAUAUAUAUAUAUAUAUAUUGUCUCUAAGUAUCUUUUCCAUUAAUUUGCCCACCAGUGAAGUCAAACUAACAGGUCUAUAAUUGCUAGGUUUACUCUUAGAACCCUUUUUAAACAAUGGAACAACAUGCGCAGUACGCCAAUCCUCGGGGACUAUUCCCGUUUCUAAUGACAUUUGAAAUAUUUCUGUCAUAGCCCCGGCUAUUUCUACACUAACUUCCCUCAAUGUCCUAGGGAAUAUCCUGUCAGGACCUGGAGACUUAUCCACUUUUAUAUUUUUCAAAAGUGUCAGUACUUCUUUUACUUUGAAACUCAUAGUAUCCAUAGCUACUCUACUAGUUUCCCUUACCUCACAUAAUUCAAUAUCCUUCUCCUUGGUGAAUACCGAAGAAAAAAAAUUGUUCAAUAUCUCCCCCAUCUCUUUUGGCUCUGCAGAUAGCUGUCCACUCUGUCUCUCCAAUGGACCAAUUUUAUCCCUCCUUAUCCUUUUGCUAUUAAUAUAGCUGUAGAAACCCUUUGGAUUGACUUUCACCUUACUUGCCAAAGCAACCUCAUAUCUUCUUUUAGCUUUUCUAAUUUCUUUCUUAAGAUUCUUUUUACAUUCCUUAUACUCCUCAAGCACCUCAUUUACUUCAUGCUGCCUAUAAUUAUUGUAGAUCUCCCUCUUUUUCCAAACAAGAUGUCCAAUUUCCCUUGAAAACCAGGGCUCUUUCCAAUUUUUACUGUUUCCUUUCAACCGAACAGGAACAGGAACAGGACAUGUUGAAGGGGAGAAGGGAAAGAUUUGAUUGGAACCCGAGGGGCAAUUUUUUACACGGAGGCUUGUUGGUAUAUGGAAUGUGCUGUCAGAGGAUGUCAUAGAGGCAGGCAUAGUAACAAUUAUAAAAUAUUUCUACAGGUACAUGGAUAGAAAAGCUUUAGACAGAUAUGGACCAAACAUGGCCAAAUGGAACUAGCUCAGAUGGGCAACUUGGUUAACAUGGAUGAAUUUGUCCGAUGGGCUUGUUUCCAUGCUGUUUGACAUGUUGACUCUAAAAAUCAAAACAUUUUCACGUAAAUUUAUUAAAGUGGCAGAACGUAGUGAGCAAAAUGGGGUCUGAAGCCACGGAAACAGAGGCACUGUGUCCAAAAGAUGAGGUGACACUGAACAUUUCUAAGGUUGGGUCACAACUGAAAUAUUCACCUGUGUUGUUGUGAAGGAUUUGAAGAUUCUGGAGAGAGUUAAGGAACGAUCAUGGCAGGAUUAAUUAAAUAGAAUGAACCUGUUCUCAUUAGCAGCUCCAGUCGACACUAAUUUUAAAUGAUGGGCAAAUGACAAGUGAUGUGUGACUAAAUGAAUUUUGUCCAGUAAAUGGUUAUAAUCCGGUACUUGCAGGUUCUAAAGAUGAUGGAAAUAUAAUUGAUUGUAGCAUUCCAAGGAGAUUUGGGAAGGCAUGUAAGCUAAAUAAAUUGAGGCUCCACGUAAAUAAAUUAUAGGGCUCUUUGUAAACUGGAAGGAUGAGUUUGAAUAGAUUUCUUGACAGACACAUAACAUUAACUCAAUCACCCAGUUGGCCUCCUCCUUUGCUUCUACCUAUUCUGUAAAUCAGUAAAAUAUCUUACACUUCUGAUUUAUUAUUUGAUUAUUAGAAUAUAAUUGUUUUUAAUUGCUUUAAGUGAGACACAUGCCCAGGAUCACAUUUGCCUGAGAUUAAGCUGUGUUGUAAUUUGCUAAAGAUAUCCAAGAAUAUGUUCAAUAUUUAGCAUUAACUUUUCAAUAAACUUGAUAAGAUGCAUGACCAAA